This is a messenger RNA of Penicillium maclennaniae, 3411 nucleotides long. RefSeq lists its product as uncharacterized. The transcript has 9 exons. Gene Ontology annotation, biological process: chloride transport; transmembrane transport. Gene Ontology annotation, cellular component: membrane; early endosome; Golgi apparatus. The record is from RefSeq and is a predicted model, not a curated record. Gene Ontology annotation, molecular function: voltage-gated chloride channel activity. The coding region runs from base 1 to 3411 and encodes 1136 amino acids. Lineage: Eukaryota; Fungi; Ascomycota; Eurotiomycetes; Eurotiales; Aspergillaceae.
AUGACUGGUCACGGCUUGAGUAGCGCUCAUGAUCCCAGCGCCGCGACGCCAGAUCAGCCGGAACAGGAUCGAUUCGUCCCUCAGCCUCACGAGGCAGGUCGAAACGCGGAGGGCAUUCAUGAACCAAUCACAUUCAAAAGAAAACAAAAGCGACAGUCCCGCUUCAGUCUAUCAAGUCUGUUCUCAAAUACCGCCGGCGGUUCGGAAACAGUCCACGGGAUCUCAAGGUUCCAGAGGGCUCAGAAUGGAGAUGCAUCGCCCCUAGACCCUUAUGAGCCCGCUGGGUGGAAUGGCAACCCGGAUGCUUCCAAAGAUGGCACCCCUCUAGACUGGUAUGUCGAGGGGCCGGGCCGUCGAGUAGGCUAUGAUGAUUUCACUGCUAUCGACUGGAUCUACGAAUACACAAAAGAGCGGCAACGAAAGCGAUUACUCUACUCGAGCGGGCAAGGCAUUGUGGGAUAUUUUCGUCGACUGAUCGAGGCAAGCAAUAUCUGGGUUGUCUUAGUUGCGACGGGUAUCGCAGUUGGCAUUAUUGCUGCAACUAUCGACAUCGCAACAGACUGGUUGGGAGACUUGAAAACUGGUUACUGCAAGAAUGGUAGUGGAGGCGGAAAGUUCUAUCUCAACCGCAGCUUUUGCUGCUGGGGACUAGAUGAUUACUCGAAAUGCCUGGAUUGGACGCCGUGGGGAAUUGCGCUGGGCUCAUCUUCCAAAGGAGGACAAUACAUCAUUGAAUAUAUCGUUUACAUUUCCUUUUCGGUGCUAUUUGCUGUGUGUGCUUGUCUUCUGGUACGACGGUUUGCCAUUUAUGCGAGACACAGCGGAAUCCCCGAAAUCAAGACAGUUCUUGGAGGAACUGUCAUCCGACAUUUCAUGGGUCCUUGGACACUUACCAUCAAGUCCAUUGGACUGUGUCUCGCGGUCGCAUCCGGACUGUGGCUGGGCAAAGAAGGCCCACUCGUCCAUGUUGCAUGCUGUUGUGCCAAUAUCAUGAUGAAACCUUUUAACAGUCUCAAUGGAAAUGAAGCUCGAAAGCGCGAGGUUCUCUCCGCGGCUGCAGCCGCAGGUAUCUCAGUGGCUUUUGGUGCUCCCAUUGGAGGAGUGCUUUUUAGUCUGGAGCAACUGUCAUAUUAUUUCCCAGAUAAGACCAUGUGGCAAAGCUUUGUGUGCGCUAUGGUAGCCGCUGUCACUUUACAGGCUCUGAACCCAUUCCGCACAGGAAACAUUGUGUUAUACCAAGUCACCUAUACUCGGGGAUGGCACCGUUUUGAGAUCAUCCCAUUUAUCAUUCUUGGUAUUGUAGGAGGCCUUUUCGGCGCGUUCCUUAUCCGGGUGAAUGUGCGGAUUGCCAAAUGGCGACGAUCACGGUCUUGGUCAAGACCGGUGAUUGAAGUAGCUAUCGUCACUCUUCUGACGGCUUUGAUUAACUUCCCCAAUCAUUUCAUGAGAGCUCAAAAUUCGGAGCUUGUCCAGUCUCUGUUCGCCGAGUGCAGCAGUGAGACAUAUGAUCGAUUCGGACUCUGCGCCACUGGAGCCAAGUCAUUUGGCGUGGUCGCUAUUCUGCUGCUGGCUGCUGUGCUAGCGUUUUUCCUUUCUGCAUUGACCUUCGGUCUUGAAAUUCCCGCAGGUAUCAUCCUCCCUUCAAUCGCCAUUGGCGCUUUGUACGGCCGAGCUCUGGGAAUACUCGUUCGAGUGUGGCAGGAAGCCUAUCCGAAAGCUUUCAUUUUCAGCAAAUGUGAGCCCGACAUUCCAUGUGUGACCCCAGGACUAUAUGCAAUCAUUGGUGCAGCAUCUGCACUAGGAGGUGCAACUCGGAUGACUCUUUCGAUUGUUGUCAUCAUGUUCGAGUUGACAGGUGCCUUAACCUAUGUCAUCCCGAUUAUGAUCGCGGUGAUGCUAUCAAAGUGGUGCGGCGAUAUCUUCGGGAAGCGCGGCAUAUACGAGUCAUGGAUUCAAUUAAACGAAUAUCCAUUUCUUGAUCACCGAGACGACACCAUUCCCCCAGACGUCUCUGCUCAUCGGGUCAUGACCACUGUGGAUGAUGUAUCAGUCAUCACAGCAACUGGCCACACCAUUGGCUCUUUGCGCACACUUCUGAAUAACACUACAUACCGUGGCUUCCCUGUCAUCUCAGAAAUGUCGACUCCCGUUCUUCUGGGCUACAUUACACGCAACGAACUUUCAUUUGCUCUGAAAUUUUCAACCUCGCCGACACAGCGCAACCUCACCAGUGAGACUCAAGUCUUCUUUUCUCAUCAGCCUUUUGCAGACCCUGUGGAGACCUUGGACCUCCGACCAUGGAUGGAUCAAACUCCCAUCACACUCAACAGCAACAUUACUUUCUUGAUCGUGCUGCGCAUGUUCCAGCGGCUUGGAUUACGCUAUGUAUUGUUUGCCAACAAAGGCAUUUUGCAGGGACUCUUGACCAAGAAGGAUGUUUGGUCAAUUCUGAAUGGUGUCGAGUUUCGUCGACAAGAGGCUCUCCGAGACCAUGACUAUGAGGCUCAUCAUGGGGCUGAAGGAGUCGGUCUCCUUCACGGUGAUGAAAGAAGUAGUCUCAGCAAGUCCACUCCUCGCGUCAUUUUGCCCCGCUCACCGCCCGGUCCGGCCGCAUCAAUGGCAAGCCUAUUCAGUGAUCCAUCAGAAUCGCAUGAGUCCUUAUCACCAGAUGGCAAUAUGAUGGUCGAUCCGUUCGAAGUGCGAAUGCGCUUCACGACGCAGCUGCAACACCUCAGCGCAUCGGUCACAUCCUCGCAGAAAGCCGCCCACUAUGCUCUCAGAUACCGCGACCUCGAUGAGGAUCUCCAUUCCUGCAUUCUGGAGCAGCUUGAGCGAAAUAACAUGAAUAACCGUGCAAACAUCAUGUCCUUCAUCGAGCACUUUUGCGAAAUGGCUACCAAAGAAGACCACCUACCCUACGUUCGCAUGAUUCAACGAGACAUUCUCCGAGUCGUCGAUGCAGUGGUCCCGCCCGAUGGCACCGGAGCCGCAAAUGCUAAGCAUGUCCGACGUGUUCUGAGCAGUCUGCAGAGCAAAGAGAUUCUCUCAGCUGAAAAUGUGGAGGAGAUCAACGCAGCUCUCAAAGACCGAGAACCACAGUCUGCACACCUGGAUUUUGAGCAGGAAGAGGCACCUGAAGACGGCGCGAAGUCGAAGACGGCGACCCCGCGCAACCCUAAAGCUCAGGGCAUGCGCGUGGACAAGAGACAGAUCGAGCAGCGGAUCGAGGAAGAUCGCGAGCGUAACAAACGCCUACGAGAAAGUAUGUGGGCUGUUAGCGGGGACGACACUGGGGAAUUCUCAAAAAUGUGGGAUGAGAUGAGUGACAUCGGUGAAGAUGACUUCAUCAACGCCAAGGAGGAGGCUGCGGAACGCAGGCGUAUGCUCAAGGCCGUACGACGGAGAUCUUGA